This is a messenger RNA of Sporothrix brasiliensis 5110, 1230 nucleotides long. RefSeq names its product rhomboid family protein. The transcript is spliced from 2 exons. Gene Ontology annotation, cellular component: Golgi apparatus; membrane. The record is from RefSeq and is a predicted model, not a curated record. Lineage: Eukaryota; Fungi; Ascomycota; Sordariomycetes; Ophiostomatales; Ophiostomataceae. Gene Ontology annotation, biological process: retrograde vesicle-mediated transport, Golgi to endoplasmic reticulum. The coding region runs from base 1 to 1230 and encodes 409 amino acids.
AUGCCGCCGCGGCUCAACCUCCCGCCGGUGACGCGCAUCGCCCUUGGCGUGCUCGUCGUCCAGUCCGUCCUCAGCGCCGCCAUCCGCUACCGCCAGUGGACCGCCCAGUCGCACAUUGUCAUUCCCUACCUCAAUCUUAUUCCCCAGCUGUCCAUCAUCUACCCAUGGACGUUCUUAACGACAACGCUGGUUGAGAGCAAUAUCUUCACGCUCGGCAUUGCCUGCGUCACACUGCACCAGGGCGGCCGCUACCUAGAGCGCGCCUGGUCCUCGCGCGAGUUCGCCAAGUUCCUGCUCGUCGCCAGUCUGAUCCCCAACCUUUUGACGUUUGGUGCCCUCGUUCUCUUGUUCUCCGUCACCCAGGACGAGAACUGGACCCUGACAUCGGUCGCCGGCACCAUCCCGCUACAAAUUGCUUUCCUCGUCGCCUUUAGCCAGCUCGUGCCCGCGCACACCGUCACGCUCUUCCGCGGCAUUCUGUCUCUGCGCGUGCCCCGUUUCCCCCUGCUCUACCUCGUCGCCGUCAUCGCCCUCUCCCUCACCCCGAUCCUGACCGCCGCUUCCACCUUCCUCGCCUUCUUCAGCUUCCUCACCAGCUGGACCUACCUGCGCUUCUACAAGUCCGCCUUCCCUGACCUCGACGUCUCGCAGGGCCCGUCGCUGCGCGGCGACGCCAGCGAGACGUUUGCAUUUGCCGAGUUUUUCCCGGCCCCCGUCAAGCCCGUCGUGGCCGCCGUUGCCGACGCCGUCUUUGGCAUCUUGGUGGCCGUGCGCAUCUGCACGCCGUUCUCUGCCGCCGACAUCUCGGCUCGUGCCGCUGCCGCUGCUGCUGCUGGCGGCGACAGCUACAACAUGCACCAUGGCGGCCACCACGGCCAGCGAGGCGGUCCCGGUGGUACCCGCGCCGAGGCCGAGCGACAACGCGCCCUGGCGCUCCGGGCUCUGGAUCAGCGGCUGCGCGUUGCCGCGGCCAAUGCCGCAACACGUCAUGGCGGCGCAGCCGGCGCAGGUGCCGGUGGUGCUGCGGCCACGGCCGGCCCGUCAUCGGCAUCUGUGGCACCCGCUGCGGCCGAAAGCUCGACGCCCGCGCCUGCGACGACCGGCCCGACGGUCCAGACACAGCCGCUGUCCAGCACACAUGCGACCAUGACGACGACGGCCUCAUCAGGCGGUGCUGGCAUGCUGGGCGAGACGAACUAUGUCCCUGACCACGACGGCGACAAGUCGUGA